UGUCCCAUUCUCCCUUGGUCUGUCCAUCUGACCAUCUCAUUCUGACCAAACCAGCGACCGUCCCAUGGGCCGUCCUUUCCCGUACCAGCCGUGAUGCCAGCGGUCAGGGCACUUUAGACAACAUUACUCUGCUGCAAUGGACCGGACCGACAGCAGCGGGACCGAGGAGGAGCAGACCGGAGCUCCUGUCCCCGGACCAGAGCCUGUCCCCCGGGGCCUGUCCUCCAUGUCUGUCCCCCGGAGGAGGCUGGUCCUUCACAUUGACUUGAACCACACGGUGCUCGUUUCGGACGCGGUCACGGGGCUCGGGACCGUCGCGGCGCUGGACGCGUUCCUCCCCGGAGUCACGUGGGGCCGGAUGCACAAAGGUCAGUGGGAGUGGCUAAGUGACGUCCCCUCUCUGCUGCCCCCUUGUGCUGGAGCUGUGAGUUACUACUCUCAGUUCGGUCGCACGCAGCACUUCACCUCCUCGUCCACAGGGAGGCGCUUUAGAGCAGUCUUGGAGGAACAUCUGGAGUUGCUGCGCUGGCCCCCAGACACUGAGGCUGACCCUGACCUGAGCGUGCGAGGGGAGGAUGGGAGACUGUAUCACUGGAUCCUUCCUUCGUUCUUCCAGCUUCUGCUCGACUUGGAUUCUGAACGUUCUGAUUUCGCCAUCGUGUUUCGAACUUUCGGCUCUGACCUGCCCCGAGUGCUCCGAGCCGUGUCCAGAGCGCUCACACACGGACACCCGCUGUUUACCAACCUCACACAGCUCAAGCUGUGUGUGGAUGAGACCCCCGGUAAGCUCCGCUGCAGUGGGAGGGGUGUGGUGGUGUCUCGUGGUCAGGAGGGGGAGGCGGGGGUCAGAGUGUCGUCUUCGGGCAGAGGGGGCGGAGCCAGAGCCCUGUAUCGCUUCUUCAGUUCGGCUCAGGGCGUCUCGGGCUUCCAGGACCAUUUCGACUGGUGGGCGAGGCGUUCUUUCUCUCUUCUCGGGGGGAAGCCAUUGUGGAUCGAUCCGUUUGAUCUCGAGGUGCAGCACAUUUUUAUCGAUGACAACAUCAGACCGAAUGACAAUGACACGAUCGUACAUCCCAUGGUUUUCCUGGAGCCUGGCGGGUCAGAGACUCGCUCCUCCUCGUCCUCUGAGCUCCUGGACGUCUGCCUCGUCCAGACUGACCUCCUCCAGGCCAUAUCUGACCCACGCUACUUCACUCAAAAGAUACAGCAGUGUGUGGAGAACUACCAACAGAACCAAGUGUCAAGCUAAAG
Molecule: messenger RNA, 1251 nt
Organism: Periophthalmus magnuspinnatus
Lineage: Eukaryota; Metazoa; Chordata; Actinopteri; Gobiiformes; Gobiidae
Exons: 6
Coding region: 137-1249 (370 amino acids)
Source: RefSeq, a predicted model, not a curated record